GGAGCGGGCUUUGUGAAGAUGGCGGUGUCGGGGGUGCUGGAAUCAGACCUGCCAUGUGCCGUGACACUUUUGAAAAAUCUCCAGGAGCAGGUGAUGUCUGUAACUGCACAAGUGCAGUCACUAACAAAAAAAGUUCAGGCUGGAGCCUAUCCUACAGAGAAGGGUCUCAGCUUCUUAGAAGUGAAAGACCAGCUGCUGCUCAUGUACCUUAUGGAUUUGAGCUACCUCAUCAUGGAUAAAGCCUCAGGAGGGUCUCUCCAGGGACAUGCUGCAGUUUUGAGACUGGUGGAGAUUCGCACGGUUUUGGAAAAGCUUCGUCCCUUGGACCAAAAACUGAAGUAUCAAAUUGACAAACUGGUCAAGACUGCAGUGACAGGAAGCCUUAGUGAGAAUGACCCACUUCGCUUUAAGCCUCAUCCCAGCAAUAUGAUGAGCAAGUUGAACUCUGAGGAUGAGGAAGAAGAUGAAGCAGAGGAUGGUCAGUCUGAGGUUUCAGGGAAGAAAUCUGUUAAAGGAGUAUCAAAGAAGUAUGUUCCACCACGUUUGGUUCCAGUACAUUAUGAUGAAACAGAAGCUGAACGGGAGAAGAAGCGUCUGGAGCAAGCCAAGAGACGGGCAUUGAGCAGCUCUGUCAUUCGUGAACUUAAGGAGCAGUACUCAGAUGCUCCAGAGGAAAUCCGUGAUGCUCGGCAUCCUCAUAUUACUCGCCAGAGUCAGGAGGACCAACACAGGAUUAACUAUGAAGAAAGUAUGAUGGUGCGUUUGAGUGUCAGUAAGCGAGAGAAAGGACGGCGAAAGCGAGCAAAUGUCAUGAGUUCACAGCUUCAUUCCCUUACACACUUCAGUGACAUCAGUGCUUUGACAGGAGGAACUGCUCUUCUUGAUGAGGACCAGAAUCCUAUUAAGAAGAGGAAGAAGAUACUUAAGAAAGGUCAUAAGAAAAAAGGUUUUCGGAGGCGGCGGUGAUUAUGGGUGCACAUAGUUAUAUAUAUUUUUUUGUCAUCAUGGGAUACUUCUAACUUCAUUGUGUAUAGAUUUUUUCCCCCUUGGAAUUCAUUGAUUGUUUGCUUACUAAUAAAAUUAAUUUAACUUACAAAUUAAAGCCCCUUUUGCACAUGUA
This is a messenger RNA of Carlito syrichta (Philippine tarsier), 1120 nucleotides long. It is a transcript of the gene NGDN, whose product is annotated as neuroguidin. The transcript has 11 exons. Gene Ontology annotation, biological process: maturation of SSU-rRNA from tricistronic rRNA transcript (SSU-rRNA, 5.8S rRNA, LSU-rRNA). The record is from RefSeq and is a predicted model, not a curated record. Lineage: Eukaryota; Metazoa; Chordata; Mammalia; Primates; Tarsiidae. Bases 19 to 966 code for a protein of 315 amino acids. Gene Ontology annotation, cellular component: small-subunit processome; nucleolus.